CUCCAUUUCCCAGCGUGCCUCAGGAAGGGCGCCAGGACUGCAUUUUGCUCCGGAGCGUCCAGAGUCCUGGCCUUGAGCGGGAAUCGCAGUAUCCGAGGUUGAGCGGCAGGCGGAUCAUCUCGACCCUCACUCCUGGUGUCUGUGUCUCUGGCGUAGCCGAUGCUGAGUGGGCGCCUGGUCCCAGGUCUGGUCCCCAUGGCUGGCCGGGUCUGUUUGUCCCGGGGCAGCGCGGGAUCUGGGGCCAUCGGUCCAGUGGAGGCCGCCAUUCGCGCGAAGUUGGAGCAGGCCCUGAGCCCCGAGGUGCUGGAGCUUCGCAACGAGAGCGGUGGCCACGCGGUCCCGCCUGGCAGUGAGACGCACUUCCGCGUGGCUGUGGUGAGCUCUCGUUUCGAGGGACUGAGCCCCCUACAACGACACCGGCUGGUCCACGCAGCACUGGCCGAGGAGCUGGCAGGGCCGGUCCAUGCACUGGCCAUCCAGGCACGGACCCCCGCCCAGUGGAGAGAGAACUCUCAGCUGGACACUAGCCCCCCAUGCCUGGGUGGGAACAAGAAAGCUCUAGGAACCCCUUGAACCCCAAGAGAGGGGGAGGACCAGGAUCCGAAUGGGCUGAGUGAGCACGAACUACUGAGGCCUUCCCUUCGAUACAGUCCAAGAUUUGUAAGGGAUGAAGACCCCUGAGCCCUAUUCUGUUAGGGUCCAUACAUAUUCUCCGAAGAUAGCAACUUGCUUCAGGUCAAAGUGAACCCAAGAAAAGAGAAGAAUCACUCACUACUGCUCUUGCCCUGGACUAUUCAGGAAGGGCAGCCUGGAUAGAACUGCACCAAACCUGAUGAGUUGGAAACAAUCCUAUACAUUAAAAGAAAUUACACUAUGA
Molecule: messenger RNA, 877 nt
Organism: Piliocolobus tephrosceles (Ugandan red Colobus)
Lineage: Eukaryota; Metazoa; Chordata; Mammalia; Primates; Cercopithecidae
Gene: BOLA1
Product: bolA family member 1
Exons: 2
Coding region: 160-573 (137 amino acids)
Cellular component (GO): mitochondrion
Source: RefSeq, a predicted model, not a curated record